AUGGCAUUCGGAACAGCCGACAUGUCAACAUUUGAAGCUACCGUGACGGCAACGACGCAGGCUGUCCAUCUGCCAUCAAAUCUCGAGACCAGCGUCGUGCAAAGUCGAUCUCCUUUUGUCCGGCGUGGUCGAAGCCGCGAAAUAGCAGAAAGAGAGAUCUUGCGGAUCCCGCGUAAAUGCGAGCGGCCUGUGCGUCACUCCACAUUUAGAGGAUUUUCGUGCGUUUGCCGAGGAGGACGGGAAGAGCAGCAUCAUGCCCACUUGAAUCUCGACACAAGCAUGAUGGAGUCACGAGCCAGCGCCACUCAUUCCCACUCAUGGACUUCAGAGAAUAACCAAAAGAGAGGAGCUGAUUGGGAGCCUUUUGCCAACACAGGUGGAUACGUGUGA
Messenger RNA from Pseudozyma hubeiensis SY62, 390 nucleotides. RefSeq lists its product as hypothetical. Bases 1 to 390 code for a protein of 129 amino acids. The record is from RefSeq and is a predicted model, not a curated record. The transcript has a single exon. Lineage: Eukaryota; Fungi; Basidiomycota; Ustilaginomycetes; Ustilaginales; Ustilaginaceae.